AUGAGUUAAUCGUUGACUUUUAAAAAGUGAAAUUAAUCUUCCGGUUUCAUGUUUAUCAUCGGAUAUUGUGGAAGUAAUAUAAGAUAUAAUUAAUAUGUUAAAGAAACUGAAUUUUCAAGUAAAAGAGAUUAAAGGAUUAGAGUAUAAUUGUUACAAACCUUAGAAGAAGUUGUAAUUUAAGAAAUAUCUGUAACGCGAGUGCGACUGAGAAAGAAACGAGAAGCACAAGCAGAGUUACUACUAGUAGCUCACCUAAAAAUAUCCCAUACUCUGUUAAAACCUCUGAUUUAUUAUUUUCAUUUUUUUUACCAUCAAGUGUUAUAAGAAUUUCAUGAUUUCCAAGUGUGAAAAUGGAUAGGAAAAAAUUUUAAUACUGUCUAAGAGGUAAUAAGUAGUGUUUUAUGUAUAAAAUAUCAACUCAAGUUGAUAUAGAAUUAAUAAAAACAAGUGUAAACGGAGGGUAGUGAGUGAAAAAGGUGUCAAGUUCACAGUGGAGGGUGGUGGUGACGGAGUACCAGGGGGCAUUGUUAGCCCCAAUGAGGUGAUGAUGGGCUACGGUGGUGCUGUAGGAGCCAGUAGCGCUAUGGGACCUACAACUGGAGUUGAUGUUCUUGGCUCGACGGGUGAUUAUAGUCCCCAGAGUACACCAAACUCAUUGGGUGGUCAUAGUAUUAGACCUGCUGAUGCUACAGGAACUUAUAACACACCCAGUGGUAACACUGGACUCACCACUUACAGCCCUCAGGAUAGUCCUGCUAGUUCUGCUGGUGCUGGUAACAGUGGUGAUGGAAAAUUACCUAGUUUUGGAUUUACACAAGAACAAGUUGCUUGUGUUUGUGAGGCGAUGGUGUCAUCUGUUCAGGUUCUUCAGCAAGCAGGCUCCGUAGAACGACUGGGAAGGUUUCUUUGGUCACUACCACAAUGUGCACGAUUACAACGUCAUGAAAGUGUCCUAAAAGCAAAGGCAAUUGUUGCUUUUCAUCGAUGUAAUUUUAAGCAACUCUACCAAAUUCUUGAAAGCAACACAUUUAGUCCGCACAAUCAUCCCAAACUCCAGGCACUAUGGCUAAAAGCACACUACAUAGAGGCUGAAAGACUUCGUGGUAGAGCUCUAGGAGCCGUAGGAAAAUAUAGAGUAAGACGUAAAUUUCCACUUCCACGAACAAUAUGGGAUGGCGAAGAAACCUCUUAUUGUUUUAAGGAAAAAUCUAGAAGUGUAUUGAGGGAAUGGUAUGCUUCAAAUCCAUAUCCGUCACCCAGAGAAAAACGCGAGCUGGCUGAAAGUACAGGAUUGACUACCACCCAAGUCAGUAACUGGUUUAAAAAUAGAAGACAACGAGACAGAGCUGCAGAGCAAAGUGGUCAACGAGAAGAAAAAGGACCAGGUACAGGGUUAAUAGACUCGAGUAGCGAAAGUGGAGAUGAUACAAAACGACAGUCAACAAAUACCACGCAUCAAACAUCACAACAUCCAUCAUGUGCAAUUCAACAACAAACGCAACAGUCAAGAAUGGUUGAUCAUCAGCAGUCAUCUAAUAUGUAUCAACUACCAGCACCCGUUUCUAGCCCUCAUUCGUAUCAUUCGAAUCAUGGAACCACUGCUCUAAGUCACUCUCAUACACAUCAUGUCCAGCAACAUGACACUAGCAGUGAAAGUGGUGAUGAUAAAAGAAAUGUACAUCAUCAACUUCAACAUCAUUUACAAGCUGUUCAUAAUACAAAUCACAAUUUAGUGCAUUCCGUGAGUUUACCAACACCAUCCUCUAAUUGUACGCAACAAAAAUCACAACUUGAUUACAUGCAAUUCUAUAGCUCUCAGGAUUAUCUGUUAAGUACGUCUACUUCCACUGACAUUCAAAAGUCACUGCCACACACAGCCACAUCAAUGCAGAUGGGCACUAUUUCACCAGCAAUGGGAAGUUUAAGUCCCAUAAAUCCAUCAACAAUGCUAUCAAAUACAAUGCAAAGUGUUAAUAAUAUGAAUGCGAUGUCCAUGAACGUCGGAAUGGGUAUGGGAGGUUAUCAAGGAAUGAACACAAUGGGAAUGACAACAUCUCAUACUAGUUAUCACAGCGGUCUUGUUUUAGGUGAUUAUCAUUCAUUGUGACCCUGGGUUCCUGGCAAUCAUAGCAAGCAUAGCCAAGAAAAAACUUAGUAAUUCAUUUUAGCUUCCUUAUUCAAAUUUUAAGUGUAAAAAAUAAAUCAUAGAGCUAAUUGCUUUCGAAAAAUAUUAAUAAAUUCUUAUCAAUGUAUUUGGAUAUUCUUUUCUACUACACCGAGUUGUAAGUAUGCCAAUUACGUAGCAUAAACCAACUAAUUGUUACUAAAUCCAACAAAGUUAAUUCAUUAUUUUUUUUUAUUCCUUUGUGUCUUUGUAAAAUAUCAUCCUGUGGAUCCAAUAUACUGCAACAGUAUGUUUCAUUUCAAUGAUUAUUCAAACGAUAUGCAACGAACAUUUAUUACGAGUAUUUAUUUAAAGUGAAAAUGUUUUAAAAGAUUCCAUUUUAAAUGAUAAAUUUAAAAAAAAAUUUGAGAAAUAUAAACAAUAAAUAGUUUGAUGAUAUAUAAAUGCUAAUAUGCUAUCUAGUUAACAACAUAGCUGCAAAUCUAAAUUAUAGAAAGACAAAAUGAAAAAAUGUUUCAAUAGUAGUACCUUCAUCAUACUCUGUAUUAUUAAGUGCUAGAUUAUAUUGAAUAAAAUUGCAACAACAAAUUUAAAAUUCAUAAUAGCCAUGAUAUAUUACAUUUUUUCAACCUAUCAUGUUUUGGUGGAGCUUUAAUUUGGUCAUGAGUAACAUUUUAUCAUCCAAGAGUGUAAGUCUGCUUAUUUGUAGAAAUCAAAAUACUUUAAUGCUAACCCAACUAACUAAUUUCCAAUUAGCAAAUUUUUUUAUCAUAAUUUUGAUUAAAUAAAUUGAGUAUUUUUCUUGGAGCAUUCAAGCUACAGAGUUAAAAAAGCAGGAUUAUACUCUAAACUGUCUAUCUGAAAAAAUAAUCCAGAUCACAUUUCAUGCAUGGAGAAAAUGCUACCAAAAAUUACUGCAUUCUUACUGACAUUUUACCAUUUUUGUUUUAUUUUAAAUUAAUGAUUAAAUUAAUCAUAUAUUUAUUUGACAAUUAUUAUAAAUUAUAAUAAUAAAAUUUUCUUGGUAAUGAUUGUUAAAAAAAAUUCUAUCUUAUUUAUAAUGUAUUUAGAAUCAGGUCAACAAUGAAAAGCUGUGAACCUGGAAUAGCUUUCUGGAGCACCAAAAAAAUUUUCUCCAUGCUCAUUAAAAUAUAUCCAUAUUGAUGAAAUCCUAUGCACGCUUUUUCUAUUCAUAUGCACGUUCAUUGCUUACAAUUAUACUACUGUAUCAAAAAUGUUUCUUAACCCAAAAUCAAAUUCCCUCUCAACAUCAUCUUAUCUCUUGAACCGUUUUAUGAUCAUUUAAUAAUACUUGACUCAUUUACAAGCUUAAAAAUUCCAGAAUGUUUAUGUAAAUAUGUAAAUAAUGUAAUCUUGCGGACCAGUAUGUUAUCAAAAGAGUCAAAUGUAUUUUUUAUUUAUAAUUUUAGUUAUUUGAUUGUAUUAUCAUUUAUUUUCAUGAUUGGUAUCUUUGUUAAAAAAAAAAGAUUACACUAUUUUAUGAUUAUAAUUAAUAUAGAUAAUUAUCAUUAGGUAUAUCAUUCGUUGCAAUGUAUAUUUCUAAUUUAGAAUAGACGUCUUUCUGAACAGGGUAAAAUAAUAAAACUUAAAUAAUAAUAGAAGAAUAACUUUGUAAGAUAGAGAUAAUAAUUUAAUGCAUACUAUUCUACUGGAAUAAUUCUUUCCUGAUAGGAAAAGAAACGAUGUAAAAAUUUCUAGCGUAUAAUUAAUGCACAAAAAUUUCUCAUGGAAUGAUUUCAGUAACUUGAUUAUUUACUUUCAACAUUCCGUGAACUACAAAACUAAUUAGAUGCAAUAUAUAAUACAUAAGAUUUCUUGUAUACUUUGACAAUCUUAUUUUACACAAAAGAUUACUGCACAAAAAUUUAUUCAGCAAAAUAAUUGCAAUAAGUAUUUCAUUGAAAAUUUAGCGUCAUUGCUUUUCUUUAUUAUAAAUUAUACCUUGACCUAUCCAUCGUGUGUUUCAAGCUAUUUAAAAAAAAAACAACAACAACAACAACAAUAAUGCAUAUAAUUUUUAUUAUCAAUAGUCGUUUCAAAACCACCGUCUAUAUGUGUUAUUUAAACUCGGACAAGCGAAAAAGUAUUAAGAUGUUGUGUGUAUGUUAUAAAAUAAAAUUCAUGUAAUUUCAA
Messenger RNA from Chelonus insularis, 4279 nucleotides. It is a transcript of the gene so, whose product is annotated as sine oculis. Gene Ontology annotation, biological process: regulation of transcription by RNA polymerase II. The record is from RefSeq and is a predicted model, not a curated record. The coding region runs from base 545 to 2107 and encodes 520 amino acids. The transcript has 5 exons. Gene Ontology annotation, cellular component: nucleus; transcription regulator complex. Gene Ontology annotation, molecular function: RNA polymerase II cis-regulatory region sequence-specific DNA binding; DNA-binding transcription factor activity, RNA polymerase II-specific. Lineage: Eukaryota; Metazoa; Arthropoda; Insecta; Hymenoptera; Braconidae.